Molecule: messenger RNA, 405 nt
Organism: Lycium barbarum (goji berry)
Lineage: Eukaryota; Viridiplantae; Streptophyta; Magnoliopsida; Solanales; Solanaceae
Exons: 1
Coding region: 1-405 (134 amino acids)
Molecular function (GO): nucleic acid binding
Source: RefSeq, a predicted model, not a curated record
AUGGUAGCUGAUUUCGUACAAAACAACAUCAUAUGCCGAUUCGGUGUAUCUGAGUCCAUUAUAACUGACAAUGGAGCAAAUCUGAAUAGCCAUCUGAUGAAGGAUAUUUGUGAGCAAUUCAAGAUCAUUCAUAGGAACUCUAUAGCCUACAACAAGAAUAUCAAGAGGAUAUUAAGGAAAAUGACUGAUAAUUACAAAUGUUGGCACAAGCAGUUGCCUUAUGCUUUACUAGGAUAUCGUACUACGGCUAGAACUUCAACAAGAAGAACUCCAUAUUUGUUAGUCUACAGUACUGUAGUAGUCAUACCUGCCGAAGUUAAGAUACUUUCUUUAAGAAUCAUUCAAGAAGUUGAGUUGGACAAAUGGGUUCGAGCUAGAUACGAGCAGUUAGCUUUAAUCGACUAG